AUGGAAAUGGAGCGAAAUCAUGAAAAACAACGGCAAGAUGAAGACAAAGCUCGACAACGAUAUGGUCAUUACAAUCCUGCUAGACAAGGAUUUUAUUUAUUUCCCUCUUUGACAAUAAUUGCGGUUAUUAUAUCACUUGGAGUUGCCAUUCAUGGUCUUCAAUCAAGAUUAAUGAAAGUGACUGAUACACAUAAUUCUAGUCGACGUGCUUAUCGUGAGUGGCUUUCAGCGUUGGAUAGUGCUCGUGAUACUCCACAACGACCUGAAAGAUGA
This is a messenger RNA of Didymodactylos carnosus, 273 nucleotides long. Lineage: Eukaryota; Metazoa; Rotifera; Eurotatoria; Philodinida; Philodinidae. The record is from the annotation of a GenBank genome assembly.